Messenger RNA from Drosophila ananassae, 2828 nucleotides. It is a transcript of the gene MCU, whose product is annotated as calcium uniporter protein, mitochondrial. Gene Ontology annotation, molecular function: calcium channel activity; uniporter activity. Gene Ontology annotation, cellular component: mitochondrial inner membrane; uniplex complex. Gene Ontology annotation, biological process: mitochondrial calcium ion homeostasis; calcium import into the mitochondrion. Lineage: Eukaryota; Metazoa; Arthropoda; Insecta; Diptera; Drosophilidae. The transcript is spliced from 10 exons. The record is from RefSeq and is a predicted model, not a curated record. The coding region runs from base 539 to 2392 and encodes 617 amino acids.
CCACGCACAACUCGCCUGGGUUUGUACGUCAAAAAAUUGAAAAAAAAAAACUACACUAAACAUGUGCUGUAAAAGUCAAAAUUAUUGUGAUAAUAUUGGCGUAAUAAUUAUCCUUCCAUAUCGCGUUCUUUGAUCCAAGACACUCCAAAUCCGAGAAUGAAAAAACGUCGCUUAAAUAUCCGUCGCGAAUUCAAAAUUGGUUCGCGGGAACUCUCCCAAAAUUUAAUAAUCGUGAUUAGUUAGUCUAGGCUAUUCUAUUUCUUUUUUUUUCCACAAAGUAUUUUUACAAGAAAUAACAACAACAACAGUUGCAAGUGUAUCCACGACCAAGUUGGGCCCAGGUUGGCGGAAUAUCCGAUUAAUAUCCGAAACCCUCCCGGAGCAGUGUUCUUGUGAUUCAUAACCUGGCCACGUUGCUGUGAUCGAAAAAAAAAGAGAAAAAGGGCAGAGAUAUUCUUGUUGCAGUGAGAGUGCCCAGUGCUGUAGUGUUCUGUAGAGUCCUAGAACCCGUUUCCGACAAUCCAAGUGCCAAUCCAGAAUGUCCAGAAACAAGGCUGCCGCGGUCAGCGCCUUCCGGCUGCUCCUGCGUCCUUCGACCGCUCCUCGCAGUCGCAACCUCCUCGCCCUGCGCCUGGCUCCUGUCACGACCUUUGCCCUGCACCUACGACCAGGACAUGAGAUGCAGCAGCACAGAGGCUACGCGUCCUCAGCGCAGGACGACGAGACGAAAGGCGGCCAAAAGUCGGACCAGCACCAAAAGCAACUGGAGACUGGAGGUCCCAAGUCGUGCCAGGACGAAGCGGAAGCGAAAUCCAAUAAGUAUCACCUUAGCAGCCGGGACGAUGAGAGUGAUAAUGCGAUUGGUAGCAAGAACCCUGCCUCUUCCCUGGUUUCGGCCGAGCUCCGGGAGGAAGUGAGGAGGUUGGUCCGCCAGCUUUUCGAACGGCUUCGAUCUAGAGAAACCUGCAGUAGGUCGGAGAGCAGGGUUAUUAAGUGCCCACGGUCUGAGGGAUACAAAAACGCCGUUCCAAAUCACAAUUCCGAUGAACUCAGCUGCCAGAAAGAGGUUAUGGGCGAUAGGGCUGGGAGUCAGGCACCAGGAAAGUUGGCCAAUAGGAUUGAGAAGUUCAAAAAGCGUCGAAGCCAUAAGCCAGCCAGAGUGAAGGUGCUCAAUGCUAGGGAGUUGGCCCACAUCAAACGGGAACUAUGCAAACAGAUGCAGUCCAAGAAGAAGGUGACGAGCAGAUCCAGAAAGAAAGCAAGAAUGAAACUAGACCAAGAUAUCACGCGACUCACGCUGACCGAGCUGAGGACGCGGCUAAGGGCCCUCGGACUGAGUGCUACGGGCCGCAAACAGACGUUAGUCGAACGGCUUACGAACGUGGCCCAGAACGGUGCAGUGGCAGCAGCUACAACAACGACGACAACCAAAACAGAAUCCAAUUUGUCGUCGGCGAAGGAGCCCGUAAAUAAUUCCUACACGACUUCUGCCCCCAAAGACACAGUCCGGCAUAAUGACAUCUUUGUGGAGUAUGUGAAUGGCAUGCCCCACAUGACUGUCAGGCUCCCCAGUCGCAACGAACUCUGCCAGUUCGCCUUGAAACCCAUCACUCACAACGUAGGCGAUUUGCUGGCCAUGCUUAGAGCUGAGGACCGCGGCAUUGAUCGUGCUGCUGUCAUCAAUAAGCAUGGAGUGCGAAUCGCUUCGUCCUGCACUAUUGACAGCCUACUGGAUGACUCCUUCAGCAUACAAAUUAACAAUCGUACAUUGGAAGUCAAUCCCCCGAAACGUGACAAAAUCACAAUAGAGUCUAUGGACAAAGUCGGGGAUGUGCGCAAAGUUAUUGCUCAGCUGUACGAGGCGUUCAAUGUGGGCGAGUAUCAGUUGGAGAAGAGCAAUCAGCUGGCCAAGGAACUGGAGAGUUUACGCUACGAACUCGAGCCGCUAGAAGAGAAAAAACUGGAACUUAGCAAAAAAGCUGCUCGUCGGACCAACUUUAUGACUUGGAUGGGUCUCGGCUUGAUGUCCGUGCAAUUUGGCAUCUUGGCGCGUCUGACCUGGUGGGAAUACUCUUGGGAUAUUAUGGAGCCGGUUACCUAUUUUGUUACGUACGGCACGACAAUGGCAAUGUAUGCCUACUAUUGUGUUACCAAGAAGGAGUACAUGAUGGAGCACGUGAAGAAUCGCGAGUACUCGCUGUCGCUCUACAGGAACGCCAAGAAGGUCCAGUUCGAUGUGGAGCACUACAAUGAGCUGAAGCGGAAGUCGGCGGAGGUGGAGUACAAUCUAAGAAGGAUCAACGAUCCGCUCAACAUGCAACUGCCAUCGCAUUUGGUGCGCACUCAGGAGAACACGCCACCAACCCAAAACGAGGAGCGGAAGUGUACUUAAGGACUUCGUGGCAAUCAGUUGCGAGAAAAGGAUAAUCGAAACUCAAUCCUAAUUUUAGCUCCUUCGUGAAUUAGAUAAACAACAAAAAUAAAUGUCGCCCUCUCUUAGCUAAAGACGUUCAGGUGAUCGGACUGUUGACUGUCAACGUCCGAACGGAUUUUUAUGUACGCAUCACAUGUUGUGUAAUCCUUUAGUUUGUCUCUUUAUGUUAACUAAACUGUUUUAGUUUCCUAUUUUAUGUUUAAUUAGUCUAAGCCAAGUCGGACGAUUCACAAAACGCACAAGUUCUAUCUGACGCCUGCAGUUUUCAACUGAUAACACUAAUUUAUGUUUAAUCUUAAAUUAUUUAUUGCAAGUGAGAGAUUUGUUUAAGCCUAAGGCAGUUUUUGUGUGUGCAAAGUUUUAGAAAAAUACAUGAAUUAUUUAUUGAAAAUGA